UGGAGCGAGAGGCUCGAAAUGCGACUGCCGAUCGAGUCGCAGCGACAGUACGCGGAAGUUUAUUGCGCCGAUCUUGUACACAAUCCUCAAGGUCGUGCCAGAGAUAAAGUUUACUUAUCGUGACGAGAGAUGCAUGUGCUUCCGGAGUCGUUCAUGAUGUUCACCUGCGCUGGUGUUUGGCAACCGGUUCACUGGAGCGCGUGCGAUUCCCGCUUUCUUCUCUACAAACUCUACACGCUAUUUUCGAUUGUUCUCGUUUACACCCUCACGAUAUCGGAACUCAUGGGUGCGAUCUUACUGACGCAAAGCCUCGAGGACUUUACCGACAUAUCGUUCCUGCUCAUAUCGACAAUCAGCGUCUGCUGCAAAAUUGCGAGUAUCAUCGCCAGGAGAGAUAGGGUCAUCCACUUGACAGAGAUGCUGUUGGAGGUGCAGUGCAUACCCAAGAACGUCAGGGAGUUGGAGAUAACCAGAAAGUUCGAUAAGAUAGCGAGAUUCACAGCUCUAUCCUGCAUCGUACUGGCUGAAGCGACGGUGGUCGUGAUGUCGACCGGUCCGUUGUUCCAAAAAGCGGAAAAUCGCACUUUGCCCUUCAAGUCCUGGUUGCCUUACGACUCGACGACUACUCCCUGCACCUUCUGGCUCUCGUACGUUCAUCAGACGGCUGCGAUCGUACUCUGCGCCACUGUGAACGUAGCCAAUGACUCGCUUAUCUGCGGGUUCAUGACCCACAGCUGCUCGCAGCUCGAGUUGCUAAACCGAAGAUUACUGGAAUUACCACGAGCUGUCAAGUUGAAGAUGAAAAAAUUACCCAGGAGAUUGAUGUGCAACGUGGAAGCGAUGAUUGUGUCGAGGCAUGUGAAACAUCAUGUGCAUAUUUUUAAAUUUGCAGAAAACAUUAACGUAAUAUUUACACCAGUGAUUCUCGUACAGUUUUGUAUGAGCUCGAUAGUUCUGUCAUUGAGUGUGUAUCAAUUGGCAGUAAGAAGUGCUAACGGAAUCCAGUUUAUCACCAUGGUUAUGUAUUUGACGUGCAUGUUGGUACAAUUUUUCAUGUAUUGUUGGUUUGGAAAUGAAGUGACAUUAAAGAGUGUGGAGUUUGGGCAGGCAAUUUAUAACAUCGAAUGGACAAGUCUGCAGGUGCAAACCAGCAAAGACUUGAUGAUCAUGAUGAUUCGAGCAAAACGUCCUAUCAUAAUGUCAUCUGGCGCUUUAGUUACGUUAUCCAUUAAGUCAUUUACAUCUAUUUUAAAAGCUUCUUAUUCAACUUUUAAUGUUCUUCAACGAUCGUCACAUAACUAAUAUAUCAAGAUAAUCACGUGUGAGUGCUGACAACGGCUUGACAAGAAAUACCAGACAAAUAUCUAUUGUUUUAUAUGUAAAUCGCAUCGAUAUAAGUGUAUGUGUAAAUGUGCGUGUCUAUUGAUAAAAAUACAGCUAAGAAAUUGUUUAA
Messenger RNA from Nasonia vitripennis (jewel wasp), 1453 nucleotides. RefSeq names its product odorant receptor 93 (gene Or93). Gene Ontology annotation, molecular function: olfactory receptor activity; odorant binding. The record is from RefSeq and is a predicted model, not a curated record. The coding region runs from base 130 to 1302 and encodes 390 amino acids. The transcript has 6 exons. NCBI's taxonomy places the organism in Eukaryota, Metazoa, Arthropoda, Insecta, Hymenoptera, Pteromalidae. Gene Ontology annotation, biological process: detection of chemical stimulus involved in sensory perception of smell; sensory perception of smell. Gene Ontology annotation, cellular component: plasma membrane.